Calypte anna (Anna's hummingbird) is the source of this 1849-nucleotide messenger RNA. It is a transcript of the gene STARD5, whose product is annotated as StAR related lipid transfer domain containing 5. The transcript is spliced from 6 exons. The record is from RefSeq and is a predicted model, not a curated record. Bases 14 to 646 code for a protein of 210 amino acids. NCBI's taxonomy places the organism in Eukaryota, Metazoa, Chordata, Aves, Apodiformes, Trochilidae. Gene Ontology annotation, molecular function: lipid binding.
GCCCUGCCCCGCCAUGGACUACGCGGGGCUAGCUGAGGCGGCGGCCGAGAAGAUGGGACUGUACCGGCGGGACCCCUGCGGCUGGCGGGGCUGCCGGCGCACGAGCGAGGUUUCGGUGUCCUGGAGACCUUCCGCCGAAUUCGCCGGCAACGUGUACAGGGGAGAGGGGAUCGUGCCUGCCAGUCCCCAGGACGUCUGGGAAUGCAUAAAGCCGGUGGCUGGCGGCCGCAGGACCAAGUGGGACCAAAACGUGAAGGAUUUCGAGGUCGUCGAAGCUGUCAGCGAUACUGUUUCUGUAUGCAGAACCACAACCCCUUCAGCUUUCAUGAGGAUUAUUUCACCAAGAGAAUUUGUGGAUGUGGUACUAGUGAAGGAAUUUGAAGAUGGGACACUGCUAUCUGCUGCCACCAAUGUGGAACACCCACUGUGUCCUCCUCAACCUAAUUUUGUGAGAGGUUUUAAUUAUCCCUGUGGCUGUUUCUGUAUACCUCUUCCAGGGGAGCCAGACAGGACUCAGCUCCUCAGUUUCUUUCAGACUGAUCUUGGUGGCUAUCUCCCCCAGACUGUGGUUGAUUCCUUCUUUCCAGCUAGCAUCACUGGAUUUUACAGCAAUCUGACCAAAGCUGUUAAGGAACUGAAAGCAUGACAAGACCAGCAGCCAACAUCAUCAGCUGAGGGUACAGAAAAAAAGGCAGCUUGAGGGUAGAAAUAGGAAGCUGGACAGGACUUUACUACCAGCAAGGAUAUUUAGGAAAGGUGAAAGGGAAACUAUGGAUUGAGGAAAUUUUUAACACAGCAUUUCUGCCCAUCUGUGUUCAAAUCAAUGCAUUCUUUUCUAAUACUGUAUCCUUGGAUUUCAUAAUUAGAAAAAUAUCACACCAGCAUGUGGAAGAAUCCUCGAAGCAUUCUCAACAGAACAUAGACCUGUUCUUGGCCCCACUUUGUCAGUGUCUGUGAAAAGGAGCAUUGCUAAAAUCCACUUAGCACUACAGCUCUAGCCAGCUGCAGGUCAGCCCCAUUGUGUCCCUGAAGCUCCCCUCACUGAGCUGCUAAGAUGUUCCAGUGGGUCCAAGCCAGCAAAUGGUGAACACCAGAACAAAUGGGACAAAUCCCACUUGAUCCCACAGACUUCAGUACUGAUGGUAAAUAUGCCUUGAAGUUUUAUAAAUCAAAGUCUACCAGUGCAAAUCAAUUCACAGGUCUGUGAGUUGGCAAACGUUCUUCCUUUCUCCUCUCUGUACCAAAACCAGCAGUUUCCACAAUCUCAUGAAACAAAUUGCACUCACAUAGUGACAAUAAAUAAAUAGGAUUAAGCACUUUACCUGCCAUUUUUAAAAAAUGUGCUUGAAAUAACCAUUUUUAACUGCACUGGUGAGAGGUUUUAACGGGUAAAUAGUCUUUUCUGUAGCUUUGUCUUGAGAGGUGAUAAGGAUGUUGCUUUUUUUUCUAAGACUGAUUUGCCUCAGCAUGUCUUGGGAACUCAGCUCCUGAUCUUGUGUGCAGUGAUGUGUCCAGCUUUAGAAGAUAUUUAUGGCUUUGGUUACUGCAGGGAUAUCAGACACUACUUUGGAUUACAUAUAAUUGCAAAAGGAAAACUAAUUGCUGAAUUAGGGAUUUAAAUGCAGGCUGUGAUUUUAAUGCUUUAACUCAAUUAUUUAACAAGGUUAAUACGCUCUGCUUUCUAUCCAUGUUUUCGUUUCGUAUUUUGUAUAGGACAUGGAAUUGCACACAUGAGUUUCCCACUGUAAAUCUCACCCUAUGGGAUAGAUUUUUCAAAGAACAAGUUUUAAAUCUAGUCUUCUUUGUAUACGAAGAUGUAAAAACUUUGAGUGUCAUGAAAUAAAUAUUU